Messenger RNA from Pongo pygmaeus (Bornean orangutan), 2132 nucleotides. RefSeq names its product UDP-glucuronate decarboxylase 1 (gene UXS1). Gene Ontology annotation, cellular component: cytoplasm. Bases 147 to 1424 code for a protein of 425 amino acids. Gene Ontology annotation, biological process: D-xylose metabolic process. The transcript has 15 exons. The record is from RefSeq and is a predicted model, not a curated record. Gene Ontology annotation, molecular function: UDP-glucuronate decarboxylase activity; NAD+ binding. NCBI's taxonomy places the organism in Eukaryota, Metazoa, Chordata, Mammalia, Primates, Hominidae.
GCCAGCAGGAAGCCCGGCGCGCGGGGGCGGGGUCGUGAGGCGGCAGGAGGCGGGGCUCUCGGGGCCGCUGCCGCAGCUACCGCCGCGCAUUGUGCAGCAGGCGGGCCCCCGCGCGGCAGGGCCCUGGACCCGCGCGGCUCCCGGGGAUGGUGAGCAAGGCGCUCCUGCGCCUCGUGUCUGCCGUCAAUCGCAGAAGGAUGAAGCUGCUGCUGGGCAUCGCCUUGCUGGCCUACGUCGCCUCUGUUUGGGGCAACUUCGUUAAUAUGAGCUUUCUACUCAACAGGUCUAUCCAGGAAAAUGGUGAACUAAAAAUUGAAAGCAAGAUUGAAGAGAUGGUUGAACCACUAAGAGAGAAAAUCAGAGAUUUAGAAAAAAGCUUUACCCAGAAAUACCCACCAGUAAAGUUUUUAUCAGAAAAGGAUCGGAAAAGAAUUUUGAUAACCGGAGGCGCAGGGUUCGUGGGCUCCCAUCUAACUGACAAACUCAUGAUGGACGGCCACGAGGUGACCGUGGUGGACAAUUUCUUCACGGGCAGGAAGAGAAACGUGGAGCACUGGAUUGGACAUGAGAACUUCGAGUUGAUUAACCACGACGUGGUGGAGCCCCUCUACAUCGAGGUUGACCAGAUAUACCAUCUGGCAUCUCCAGCCUCCCCUCCAAACUACAUGUAUAAUCCUAUCAAGACAUUAAAGACCAAUACGAUUGGGACAUUAAACAUGUUAGGGCUGGCAAAACGAGUCGGUGCCCGUCUGCUCCUGGCCUCCACAUCGGAGGUGUAUGGAGAUCCUGAAGUCCACCCUCAAAGUGAGGAUUACUGGGGCCACGUGAAUCCAAUAGGACCUCGGGCCUGCUACGAUGAAGGCAAACGUGUUGCAGAGACCAUGUGCUAUGCCUACAUGAAGCAGGAAGGCGUGGAAGUGCGAGUGGCCAGAAUCUUCAACACCUUUGGGCCACGCAUGCACAUGAACGAUGGGCGGGUGGUCAGCAACUUCAUCCUGCAGGCGCUCCAGGGGGAGCCGCUCACGGUAUACGGAUCCGGGUCUCAGACAAGGGCGUUCCAGUACGUCAGUGAUCUAGUGAAUGGCCUCGUGGCUCUCAUGAACAGCAACGUCAGCAGCCCGGUCAACCUGGGGAACCCAGAAGAACACACAAUCCUAGAAUUUGCUCAGUUAAUUAAAAACCUUGUUGGUAGCGGAAGUGAAAUUCAGUUUCUCUCCGAAGCCCAGGAUGACCCACAGAAAAGAAAACCAGACAUCAAAAAAGCGAAGCUGAUGCUGGGGUGGGAGCCCGUGGUCCCGCUGGAGGAAGGUUUAAACAAAGCAAUUCACUACUUCCGUAAAGAACUCGAGUACCAGGCAAAUAAUCAGUACAUCCCCAAACCAAAGCCUGCCAGAAUAAAGAAAGGACGGACUCGCCACAACUGAACUCCUCACUUUUAGGACACAAGACUACCAUUGUACACUUGAUGGGAUGUAUUUUUGGCUUUUUUUGUUGUUUAAAGAAAGACUUUAACAGGUGUCAUGAAGAACAAACUGGAAUUUCAUUCUGAAGCUUGCUUUAAUGAAAUGGAUGUGCCUAAAAGCUCCCCUCAAAAAACUGCAGAUUUUGCCUUGCACUUUUUGAAUCUCUCUUUUUAUGUAAAAUAGCGUAGAUGCAUCUCUGCGUAUUUUCAAGUUUUUUUAUCUUGCUGUGAGAGCAUAUGUUGUGACUGUCAUUGACAGUUUUAUUUACUGGUUUCUUUGUGAAGCUGAAAAGGAACAUUAAGCGGGACGAAAAAUGCCGAUUUUAUUUAUAAAAGUGGGUACUUAAUAAAUGAGUGGUUAUACUAUGCAUAAAGAAAAAUCCUAGCAGUAUUGUCAGGUGGUGGUGCACCGGCAUUGAUUUUAGGGCAGAUAAAAGAAAUCUGUGUGAGAGCUUUAUGUUUCUCUUUUAAUUCAGAGUUUUUCCAAGGUCUACUUUUGAGUUGCAAACUUGACUUUGAAAUAUUCCUGUUGGUCAUGAUCAAGGAUAUUUGAAAUCACUACUGUGUUUUGCUGCGUAUCUGGGGCGGGGGCAGGUGGGGGGGGACAAAGUUAACAUAUUCUUGGUUAACCAUGGUUAAAUAUGCUAUUUUAAUAAAAUAUUGAAACUCA